This is a messenger RNA of Pocillopora damicornis (cauliflower coral), 2449 nucleotides long. Its product is annotated as neuronal acetylcholine receptor subunit alpha-7. Gene Ontology annotation, cellular component: membrane. Gene Ontology annotation, biological process: monoatomic ion transmembrane transport. NCBI's taxonomy places the organism in Eukaryota, Metazoa, Cnidaria, Anthozoa, Scleractinia, Pocilloporidae. The record is from RefSeq and is a predicted model, not a curated record. Gene Ontology annotation, molecular function: transmembrane signaling receptor activity; extracellular ligand-gated monoatomic ion channel activity.
CCAAACGGAGGGAGCACAUUCACAACGAAAUAUGAGAAUGUGAAAACUAAUUAUGAUUUGCUUCGUAGAACCGUUCAUUUCUUUCCGUUAUUCAAAAGUUUAAUCCUCAUGGCUACAUGUUUUCAAUCUGCGCAAAUGUUAUUAUUGAUUCUGUCUUUGUCCGUCAUUGUUGAAGGUCUCCAAGCGCAAAAUUCAACAGGUAAUAAACGAGAGCAGCACCUUCUUGAUGACUUGCUGAACCCUGAGAAGUACGACAGACGGAUCAGACCAGUUGUCAGAAGUGAGGAUCCAGUUACUGUAAAGUUUGGAUUAGUCGUCAAAAAGAUCGAAGACCUGGAUGACCAGAAUCAGCUUCUCCUUACACGAGCAGACAUAAGAGAGUACUGGAUGGAUCCGCAGCUGAGAUGGAAUUCUUCAAAGUAUGGUGGAGUGAAGUACGUAAGUGUCGAUCCAAAACUGAUAUGGAUCCCGGAUGUAGUGUUGUAUGAAAAUGUCGGGGAAGGUUUUGGUAGCGGUAUGAGGCGAACUAAAGCUGUUAUCACAGAAGAGGGGCUAGUCAGCCUGAACGUACCAACUAUCAUCAAGAGUAGCUGCAAGAUUCAUGUGAAGUAUUACCCUUUUGACCAGCAAGAAUGCAAGCUGAAAUUUGGCUCCUGGACAUACGACUCUUUUGGAAUUGCAUUGGAACUUGAGAACUCUUCAGCAGAUCUGAGCGAAUACUCACCUAGCGUGGCAUGGGAACUACUGGGAGUUCCAGGGGAGUUUCACUCCGUCUUUUAUGACUGCUGUGUUGCGCCGUAUGAUGACGUCACAUACAAAGUGCAGAUUAAGCGGAGAGCGUUGUAUCAUGUUAUGUAUUUGAUAAUACCCUGCGCAAUGAUUUCUGUUCUAACUUUGUUGGUGUUCCUGCUACCUCCCGACUGCAACGAGAGAAUGACAGUUGGCAUGGCGAUUCUCGUGGGCUUAAGUUUCUUCUUCCUUCUCGUCGCUGAAAACAUGCCUGCCACGUCUGAAGCAGUACCUCUGGUGGGAAUGUACUACACUGUGACUAUGAUAGAGGUAUCCUGUGCCUUCUUCAUGACGUGUUGGGUUCUCCGCUUUCACCAUCAUAACCCGACGGAUGGAGAAGUCCCUAGAUGGGUCAAGGUCUAUCUGCUUGGUUAUGGAGCGAAGCUUUUUCGCUUUAAUUUCGAGACCAGCAACCCACAUGGUGACUCCCGUCAGGACGUCGAUGUGUCUUCGGCAGAAAGUAUUACUGGUCAUAAAAUAAAUGAUAAAGAAACUCUUGUUGCUAAGGACAUAAAAAUGAGUAACCAGUCAAAGAGCGGCAGCAGUCAUGAUCACGUGCCAGAUGACAAGAAGAGCACCAAUAGGAUUCUUGCGGAUAAUAUACGCCACCAGAUGAUUUUGGAAGCGAGGCAGGACGAGUGGAGAAAGGCAGCCCUGGUGCUGAACCAUAUCUGUAUCUGGGUUUUUGUUCUUGCUGUUGUUGUGUCGUUCAUGGCAAUAUUUUUACAAGCCCCUCUGUAAAAGUCCUUUUAACCUGUACUCUCCCUCUGGUGUCUUCGUGCACUUUUUAAAUUGGCGCCGUUAAACCAAAACUAAACAAGUUUGUGUAUCCUCCGUUUACCCUUAAAACUAACUAGCGUAGAUAACCUGCCAUUUCAUUGGCGUUCCUUGACAGAGGGCCUGGAAAAAAACUAAGAUCAGCUACUAAGAACAAAAGGAAAAUUUCACGGAAACCGAUGAGCGCUUUAGGUAAAAUCAUGCAAAAUGCCUGAGAUGCGGCAAGCUCGUUCCGAUGCGAGUGAAUUUAAUUCAUAUAUCAAGCCUUGUCCAGGUAGUUCGCUAUAAAUUUGACGACAUAUCAUAUCUUGUUUUAUCGAUUUUGGUCUAUCUUCCAUCAUCGAGCGACAUUUUCCAGUGAUCGAAAAUGACAUAAUAACCGGCUUAGCGGUUUAGCUUAAAUGUCAAGUAAAAUAAAUUUUCGAAAACUGUGACAUCAGAUGACGGUACGGUCCCAAUUCCCCAAAGCAGUUUCAGUCGAGCGGUGAUCGAAAAUAUAUCCAAGAUUACAUUGGUUUUGUGUUUCUCGGUUUAUGAUUGGUUAAGAAAAUUCGCGCCUCUUUUUUUUCCACCAAUCGUGGUUUGGUCUAAAAUAUUCGCGCCACCUUCUCGACUUAUCGUGCAUGGGCGGUGCGUUACUAGUCCGGGCUCUUUGAUUGGUUAGAAAAAUUUUUCGCAAUUUUCUAGACUAAUAGUGUUUUUACUGGCUCUGUUUGACUGUUGUUAUUCCUUUUGCGAUACUAAAUUAAAAAAGCGCUCUGAACUCAUACGAUUAGUUAUGAAUGUGGAUAAAAAAAUCCUUCUCAAAAUAGUGCGGAUACGUUGAAAAUAUUUAAAAGGGGUAAGUUACUAAAGAAACUGCGGUGCUGCGUCGGCAGGAGAA